AAAGAGCACAGGGAGAGAGAACUCUGCUGCGGCAGGAGGCACCCGGAGAGGUGAGGCUGGCCUGGGCUACCAGGGGCUUCACUGGGGUCAUGCGUAUACGGGGGUUACUGUUAUUCAUGACUUGUGUUGAAAUGAGGUUUCUGUGGGAUAAGGAGAAGUGUCCCAAUGUGUGUGUGUGUGUGUGUGUGUGUGUGUGUGUGUGUGUGUGUGUGAAUUUUCUGGUACCUUCUUUUUUAACAAAAGGAAAUGGAGAAAAGAAAGGGGAAAGAACAGAAAAUAGAGCAUGAGGGAGCUAAAUAAAUUAUGGCGUUUCACCCCAGGAAUGUAACCUUUUGCAACAUUAAAUAUCUUUUUAACUACAAAGUCCAUUUCCGGGUUCGGUGGGACCUGGUCAGAGAUAGGUUUCUGUCUGCUGUGGAGCUGUGAUCUCCAAUGGAGGUAGCUAUGUCUGCAGGAGAGACAUUGCUUUGCAAAUGGGAGGCUUGGCCAUAAGAGGGGGUACAGAGGUCAGCUGACCAUGUUGGCUCUGGCACCAUUUUUUUUUUUUCAUUUUUCUUUUUUUCAGAGCUGGGGACCGAACUCAGGGCCUUGUGCUUGCUAGGCAAGCGCUCUACCACUGAGCUAAAUCCCCAACCCUCUGGCACUAUUUUAUUCCCCUAAUUCUUAGUUCCCUCCUUGGUGAGACACGGAGAGGAGCAAACCUUGGCAGGAGGGUAGGUGUCGAGAAACUAGGUCUUUGUGCAGGGGUUUUCUACAGUGCCCAACAUGCCUGCUGGCUAGGACAAGUGCUGCCUCCUGAUGUAUCUCAAUGGCCCAAGAUGUCUGGACUCUUAGAAGGAGCAGACUGGAGAGGGCAGGGCUGCCUAUUAAUUUCCAUUGCCAAUGGGAUUUUUUCCCUUAUUUUGCCAGAGUCAGAAAGCCAAUCUCUGCAGUCUAGGUGGACAGCUGCCUUCCAUCGUUGCAGAAGGCAUGAAGGCACAGUGCGCGUCUCGAUGGCUCCUGGGCAUGGUGUUCGUUCUCUGCUCAGUUCAUAUCUACAGUCUUAGGAGAUGUCUGGUUUCUGUGGACAUGCGCCUCUUGGAAAAGAGUUUUCAGGAGAUCAGGAGAACCCUGCAAACUAAGGACACCUUCAAAAAUGUCACCAUCCUGUCCACCCUGGAGAACCUGAGGAGCAUUAAGCCUGUAGAUGUGUGCUGCGUGACCAACAACCUGCUGACAUUCUACAGAGACAGGGUGUUCAAGGACCAUCAGGAGACCAGCCUUGAGGUCGUGAGGAGAAUCAGCAGAAUCGCCAACUCUUUCCUCCACAUGCAGAAAACUCUGGAGCAAUGUGUGCACAGACAAUGUCACUGCAGUCAGGAAGCCACCAAUGCAACCAGAACAAUCCAUGACAACUACAACCAGCUGGAGGUCUCAUCUGCUGCCCUUAAGUCUCUAGGAGAGCUGAACAUAUUUUUAGCCUGGAUUGAUAGGAAUCAUCAGGAAACGUCUGCAACUUGACACUAGAUGCCUCGUCUGAUUAUCCAGAGAUAAAAAACCGACUGCGAGGAUUUUUGAAAAAAAAUGUUGUUUUAUUUUUGUUUUUGUUUGUUUGUUUCGUGGUCAACAGCUAACUAUGAAGAGAAGAGGAGAGAGAUGUGGGAAGCCCCAGAAUUAUCUGACAAUGAGGGUUUUUUUCUUCAGAACUUGCUGAGGUGAAAGGGAUUCUCUCUUCUGGGCUGGAGCCUUACAGAAAAAAUUGUGCUUUGAGUAGAUCUCAGCUCGAGCUGAGGUCUCUGCUCGAUCCUAUCAGUAGCUAAGUUGGCUGCUGUGGUAUUUAUAGCAAUAUGGGGCUGUGGAGGGACGUCAGACGUCAUAGGAGCAGUAGACAGCCCCUCUAACUUAUUGCAAAGUGGCUUCUUCCAGGCCUAAGCUGUGCACCUUGUGGUGUGCUAUAGUGCAUAUUGUACUGACUGACAUUUAUGAAUAAAGUGUGGUUUACUAUGAGAAUGAAUUGUCUUCGGAUUCGUUGAAGACUCGUCUGUGCAAGGAAAAGAGGUCCCAAAGAUGCAGAACACCAGGGAAAGCUUAGCCCUAGACGAGGAUACAAUGUAUGUGGAUAUAUGACUACAUUUUUCAUGGCUGUAACAAAAUAUCUGGGCUGGGUAACUUUGUCAGUAAAACACACUUAUUUAGCUCAGAAUUCUAGAGGUUCAAGGGUAUGGGCCGCACUGUCUGGCUGUGGUGAGGACUAUACAGCGGGCGCUGUCAUAAGGGAGGGACCAUGGCAGGCAGAAGAGAGCACAUUGAGACAAGCCAGAGUAAUUCAGGAACCAGGCCCACUCUUCCCCCUUUAAAAAUUCCUUUAUUAACUCUUAGAGAAUUUCACACAUACGUGCCAGGUCUAAGCAGCCACCAUGGCCAUCAGAGAAAUGAUCCAUGGGAGGCAAGAAGGUAGGUUGGUUCAACACGACUCAGUAACUGGUGUUGGCUCACACUUGGGGAGUCUGACCCCCCAAGUAGUUUGUAUUUGGCAUAUUUAAGCACAGCACGAUUCGGUGAAAAAUUUCCUAGUGAUAAAUCACUUGGUGUGCACAGCAAAGCUUAAGGCAUGACCAUGUCGAACUUUUUUGUAAAGUACAUGUGACGUCUUCCAUAAAGAUAGGUUCUACAGAUUGAGAAAAACAAGCCCGUGAUAAGGGUCUAAGGGAGGCACUGAUGUGGUCUCUGCCACACAGGUAGCGCCAUAGCUUGACCGAGAAAAGACAAGAUCACCGUUCUAUGCUGGGUAGAGACGCCAUGGCCAAGGCAAUUUUUAUAAAAGAAGGCAUUUAAUUGAGGGCUUGCGUAGUUUCAGAGGUUUAGUUCAUCAUUAUCAUGGCGGAGAGCAUGGCGGCAGGCAAGUGUGGUGCUGGAAAGGAAGCUAAGAGUUAUACACUGAGCC
Rattus norvegicus (Norway rat) is the source of this 2923-nucleotide messenger RNA. It is a transcript of the gene Il19, whose product is annotated as interleukin 19. Gene Ontology annotation, molecular function: cytokine activity. The coding region runs from base 970 to 1500 and encodes 176 amino acids. The transcript is spliced from 5 exons. The record is from RefSeq and is marked validated. Gene Ontology annotation, cellular component: extracellular region. Lineage: Eukaryota; Metazoa; Chordata; Mammalia; Rodentia; Muridae.